Chenopodium quinoa (quinoa) is the source of this 1276-nucleotide messenger RNA. RefSeq names its product protein NUCLEAR FUSION DEFECTIVE 6, chloroplastic/mitochondrial-like. Lineage: Eukaryota; Viridiplantae; Streptophyta; Magnoliopsida; Caryophyllales; Amaranthaceae. The transcript has 3 exons. Gene Ontology annotation, cellular component: mitochondrion. The record is from RefSeq and is a predicted model, not a curated record. Bases 139 to 411 code for a protein of 90 amino acids.
AGGGACCUUUGUAUAAUUAGAAUACGAGUUAGGGUCUAAGCUGUAUUCCAAAAAUCCUUGGAAAAUAAAACCUCUGUUGAACGAACAGAAAAAGCUGAGAAGCUGAAAUACUCCCACAAAACAAGAAGACAAGGCGAAAUGGCCACUAUUGCUGCCGCAAGAUCCAUUUUCCGAUCAACCUCCGCCCGCAGCGCCGCCGCUAAGUUCGCUUCUGGCACCAAAUCUGCUCGCUCUGCCUUUCGCACUCCCGUCAAUAACUCCCUCUCUCAGCGCAUCUUCAGGUGCCCUGUUGAAUUGAGUGUUUGUUUGGAGACAAUGCAGCCGUUUCAUACUGUAACUGCUUCGGCGUUGAUGACUUCAAUGCUUUCGAUAUCUCCCCGUUGUUAUGGUUGGGUUCCUGAUGGGCUGUAAUUCAUCAUUUUUGAGCUGCUGGGGAGGUUUGCUGAGGAGAUUAGUUUAUUAUUAUAAUCUAUUUUCUUAACAAGUCUCAGCUUCAGUUGUAAGACGUGGGGACUGAUUUUGGUAUGAUGUGUACUCUAUGUUUUCCAUUGUAUUGUCAAUGAUUUUUGUCACCCGCUGUGAACAUGUAGCAAAAUUUUCCGCUACCAACUCAUUGGCUCGUGCUAGCUUUAAUAAUAGAACUGCUGCAUCCAAGGCAUAUUGAUUCAAUCACCUUUUUUUUAAAAAAAAUUUUAUUUUGUAUUGAUAUGCUUGCAGUUACCUAUGAUUUAGUUGAUUAGUUCUCUAUCAUUAGUUGGAAUUUGUGUGGCGAAACCCUUAGCCAACCAUUCCAUUACAUGGUAUGUUUCUAUACAUAUUACCAAAUUAUCCAAGGUUGACUUGUAUCACCUGUUUUAGAAGUAGUAUGCGCGUGUUUUCCUAUUGUAUCUCCUCACCCUUCUCAUUCAUGUGGGAACUUUGAAUUAUGCCUACACACAGCUUUUGAGUUUAUUCCAUCGAAAUUCUAGCAGACCAGUCUCUUGUUUCUGAUUAACUUAGAAAGAUGCUAUUCUAAUAAUCCCUUGCUGUUUGUUGGAUGAAAUUGGCGUACUCAUAAUCUAUUAGUGCUUAGUGAGAGCAGCAGAGGUUACUGAACCCAAAAUGCAGACUAAUCUGGGAAGGAUGGAUCAGGAAAACAUUAUAGUUAGCUCCUUCAUAUAGAUGCAGCCUAUUGAAGAUAUAAAAUAAAUGGAAUUUGUGAUUAGGAUAAAAUGCUUUUUUUUGUUAUACGGAGUAUCUGAUUUUUUUUUUUUUUUUUUUUUUUUUUUUUUUUUUU